This is a messenger RNA of Adineta ricciae, 1272 nucleotides long. NCBI's taxonomy places the organism in Eukaryota, Metazoa, Rotifera, Eurotatoria, Adinetida, Adinetidae. The record is from the annotation of a GenBank genome assembly.
AUGACUUCGAGAGACAUCACUGAAUCGCAAAAUACAUUGCGUUUCUUAAAUGUAGUCGAAGAAGAAUCACUCGAGAUGAUUUCAUCCAUCGAAGAUUAUGAAAGCACGCCAGUCGUUUCUCUUCAUCAAGCUAUUCUUCCACUCACUUCAGUUGUACCCGAAGUCGAACGCAUGGUUCAAAUAAUAAAAACCAAUUGUGGUGAACCGAGGGAUGGUUUGAGCCGAGAUGAAUCAAAUUCUAUUCGAUUAUAUACUUUAGAAUGGCAACCUUUACAAAGCUCUGUACAACAUCUUCUGAACAAAACACUUCGUUCUGGCGAUAGACAGCAAUUAAGACCAUGGCAUCUUUUCUUGCGACUUCUUCUAACAGCUCUAUUACAUUUGCCGUCCACUCCUCUUAUUGUUUUUCGAAGUGCCAACAUGGAUUUGUCAAGUAAAUAUGCAGUCGGGAAAACUAUCACAUGGUGCGGAUUUUCGUCCUGUGUAAAAAGAACGAAUCAAUUAGAAAAACAUCUUCAUCUCAACUGGGCUGGGAGAAAAACGUUGUUUCUCAUUAAAUGCUACUCGGGAAAAGACAUCCAUCAACAUUCCAUGCACGACAAUGACAACGAGGUGUUGCUGCCUCCUGCUCGUCAAUUCAAUGUUGUAAGUUCCAAAGGACGAGGAAAAGGACUUUGCGUGAUCGAGUUAAAUGCAAUCGAACCAGCAUGGUCGAUUCGUAAUGUUCAAUUUUCAGCAGUUUCAACAGUUUCCUUAUCAAGAAAAUCUCUUCCAGCUGCAUUGCCAAAUCGCAAGUUAGAAGAGCGCCUGGCAAGUUACCAUUCAAGAAAUGCAGAAAUUGAUUUAAAAUCAAUGCGAUUAACAGAUGUAGACAUGGAUAUCAUAGUCAGUGAAUGUAUUAUCAAGAGACAAUGUUCAGACCUGAUUUUAUCAGACAACAAAUUUACAUCCAAUGGAAUCGUAACGCUCUCCCUUUCACUUCGUAAGAACGAGUCACUUAUGAAACUUGAUCUCUCCGAUAACAAAAUAGCUGGUGACGGAGCUCACUCAUUGUGCGAAGCUUUACGAACAAAUACAACACUCACUGCACUCCAUCUUUCCAAUAACCAAAUAGGCAACAAAGGAGUUGAAAGGUUGAGUAUACUCUUAAAAACAAACACGGCACUUGCUAUUCUUGAUCUCUCUAAAAACUCAAUAACCAAUAGCGGAGCUCAGACAUUGAGUGAAGCUCUUACAUUGAACACAGUGAACCGAAAUCAUCUAUUUAUAUGA